Molecule: messenger RNA, 846 nt
Organism: Stylonychia lemnae
Lineage: Eukaryota; Ciliophora; Spirotrichea; Sporadotrichida; Oxytrichidae
Source: the annotation of a GenBank genome assembly
AUGAUGGAUACACUGAAAAAAAUUAACCUAUUUUCAAACUUUAAAACGCUAAAUGCAAGUAAACCUCCUCUCGCAUCAGCAUUCUUAAAACCCUCCUCAAUUAACUAAUCUAGAGAUUAAUCUAGACAAAUUCUUUCAGUGUCACAGAUGUCCUCUGAAAAGAAUUUUCCUUAACCAGGUUCUGAUUCAUCUCCUUUGAGUUAGCCAGCAUUAUCGUUUAUUGGUGCUUAAAAAGAUGAUUCACUGAAAACUAGAACUGAGUUACUUUUAAAAGAUGUAUUAAAAAAGGAGAAAAAAAAUCAAGUUACAAAUAUCGAUAUCAGGAUUAAAAGUAUGAAGUAACACAUAUUACAAAGGCUAAAUAUAUCUCCUACUACCAAAAUUAAAUCAAUUCCCGAGAAGUAUAACAGAUAAUAUGAAAGACUUUUAGAUCGAGAAAAUCGGUUUAAAGAAUUUGAUGAUAUAAUGAAUUCAGAAAAAAGGAUAAAGCUUGAGAUAGAAAAAGAGCUAGGAGAUUUGAAGGUCAAAUAAAUAGCUGAUUUUUAUAAUCUGCUCGAGAAGAUUAAACAUAGAAUUUGCUAGGUUUCCAAGUGGGGGAGAAUUAGAGGAAUUAUAUUAAGUUCUGUAAGACUAAUGACUUAUGUAAAGGAAAUAAGAGCUAUAAGAAUGAAGUUCAAAAUAGAACUUCAAACUAUCCUAAGUAAACUUAUUUAGAUCUAUAGCGAGGUCAUGAGAACUUGGAUGAUUAAUCAUAUGAAAGCUUUUAUUAUGCAUCUAGUUGAAAAUAAAGAAUUGAAUCUUAACUAUACUGAGGGAGGUAUAACCCCUAAGGAAAUUCAAUAUUGA